AUGCUCUCCGACAUAAUUCUCCACGUCUACCACUCAAUCCACUCAAUUCUCGCCAUUUCCGGCGUCAUCUUCAACGCCUAUCUGAUCUACCUAGCCUUCUACAAAACCCCAAGCGUCAUAAAAGUCUACGUAACUUUGGUCCUCAAUUUUGCAAUCACCGACUUCUUCGCCUGCUUCUUCGAGUUCUUCGUCCAACAACGAGUUAUCCCGAAUGGCCGAACUUUGGCCUAUAUUUCAAGUGGGCUUUGCUCGCAAUUCGGGCCGCGCACCUGUUACACGGCCUACAGUUUGAUGCUCCAUUUUUUUGCGCAUAGCUUGUGGAGCCUGUUGAUGUCAUUCAGUUAUCGAUAUUAUAUUUUGUUUCAUCCAUCGCCGAGUCGACGAACUAUUGUUGUCAUAUUGAUCUUGUUGUAUAUCCCGUCGACUGUUCAAUGGGUUAGUUUAGCCUAAGCCUAAGGGGGGGGGGGCUUAGGCUAAGCCUGGGCCCUGCGGAAUCUCGCGGUCUACACUCGCGCACAGCGCUCGACCAUAAACCGCUUCGCGGAAGAUUCCCGGCCGCUUCGCGGAAUCUACCGGGCUACACUCGCGCACAGCGCUCGACCAAAAGCUUAGGGGUACCGCUGCGCGGAAGAUUCCCAGCCGCUUCGCGGAAUCUUGCGGUCUACACUCGCGCAGAGCGCUCGACCAAAAGCUUAGGGGUACCGCUGCGCGGAAGAUUCCCGGCCGCUUCGCGGAAUCUCGCGGCAAAGUUCACUUUAAAUAGGCAAUUUCUGAAUGGGAUUCCCUGAAUGGGGCUAAUUUUCAAAAACAGGGCUAAAAUAGUAAAACUGAAUGGGGUCCAAAAAAUGUGUCUGAAUGGGACCCGCCUGAAUGGGGCUAAUUCUCGAAAGUAAAAAGAUAAACUGAAUGGGACCCGACUGAAAGGGGCUAAUUUUCAAAAAUAAAUAGUUUUCUGAAUGGGACCCGACUGAAUGGGGCUAAAAAUCAAAUAAAUAUUAGAAAAACUGAAUGGGACCCCGUUUAGUCAGUCGUUUUCCGGAUUUCCGGAUUCUUCAAAAUUUUGCAUUGCGUUUGAAAUUUAGUUUUCAAGUUUGAUUACUACUUUCGUUUGUUUAUCAAUAGCGCAUAACUUUUUUAUAUCUGAAAUACUAGUUUGUUUUUUCAUGUAUUUAUCACAAUAUUUCUUCCUUAAAGUAUUCUCAAAAUGUUUGGUUUUGAAGAAUAAAACUCCGGAGGAAUUUUGAAAGGAAGUAGGUAACCUACAUUGAGAAUAUAUUUUUCAUGGGAAAUUUCAUUUUCUCGAUUUCGACAUGCAUGUCGAAUGUACAUGUAGUAUUCGGUACGUGGGUUUCAGUUUCUGGUGCGGUGUUUUUGCAUUAUCAAUAGGUUUUUGCUUCUCAUUAGCCAAACUAGAAUUUCAGAAUUUUAAAACUUGCAGCUUCAUGGAGCAUGGAACUAAAAAAUUAAGUCCGAAUUUCCAAUUAAGAUCUAAAAUUCGUCAUUUUCUCUGUGUCUCACUCAAUUCAGCCCUUAAAAGAUGUGUCUCUCAACUCAAUUUUGGAAAAAAGUUGUAUUUUGGCAAGGUGGCUUCCCAAAAACCACAUUUUGACACAUAGGUGCGAAGAAUUUGAAUUUUACUAGGAAAAACGGCAAACUAGAAGUAUUGUAAGCAGGUUUGGAAGGAAACAUUACAUUACUUUUACAUUAGAAACUGGAAAAAAUACAUUUCCAGAUAUCCUUAAAUUUAUGAAAAAUUAGCUAUUUCAAAUCGUGUUCUCCGGUUUUAAGAUAAAAUUUAAAGGUUCUUCAGAAUUAAAAAAAAAAUAGGCUUUCAAUCUAUAUGCGCUAUUGAUAAACAAACGAAAGUAGUAAUCAAACUUGAAAACUAAAUUUCAAACGCAAUGCAAAAUUUUGAAGAAUCCGGAAAUCCGGAAAACGACUGACUAAACGGGGUCCCAUUCAGUUUUUCUAAUAUUUAUUUGAUUUUUAGCCCCAUUCAGUCGGGUCCCAUUCAGAAAACUAUUUAUUUUUGAAAAUUAGCCCCUUUCAGUCGGGUCCCAUUCAGUUUAUCUUUUUACUUUCGAGAAUUAGCCCCAUUCAGGCGGGUCCCAUUCAGACACAUUUUUUGGACCCCAUUCAGUUUUACUAUUUUAGCCCUGUUUUUGAAAAUUAGCCCCAUUCAGGGAAUCCCAUUCAGAAAUUGCCCUUUAAAUACGUAUUCCCUAAUCCCUAAGCUGACCUAAUUUUUUGCUCUUUACCCUUACUAAUCCUUAUUAAUCUCUUUAGGUAAUCACUAGCUUAGCUGGAUCACAAAAUGAUAUUAACCGGUUUUUGGUCUUUAGGAUUAGGGUUCUGAGCCUGAGCUUGAGCUAAGCCUAAGCCUAUGACUAACCCAAGCCUGACCUAAGCCUAUCUUAAGCCUUACCUAAGCCUAACAUAGCCUGACCUAAGCCCAAGCUAAGCCUAAGCCUAACCUAAGCCCAAGUCGACGCCUAAGCUUAUGAUGACUAACGUAAGCCUAACCUAACUGGAGCCUAUCCUAACCCUAACCCAAGCCUGACCUAAGCCUAAGCCCAUGACCAAUCUAGAUUAAACCCAAGCCUAACCCGUCUCUGACUAACCUAAGCCUAAGCCUAUGACUAACCUAGGCCUAAGCUAAGCCUGACCUAAGCCUAUGACUAUCCUAAGCCUAUGACUAACCUAAGCCUAAGUCGACACCUAAGCCUAUAACUAACCUAACAAAGGCUAACCCAAAGCCUAACUUAAACGUCUCUAACUAGUCCAAGCCUAACCUAAGCCUAUGACUAACCUAAGCCUGACCCAAGCCUGACCUAAGCCUGAGCUAGCCUAAGCCUAAGUCGAACCCUAAGUCUAUGUCGACACCUGAGCCUAUGACUAACCUGAGCGCCUCUGGCGAGGGUGUAGACCACAAGCACUUCCCUCUGCGUCUCUAACUAGACCAAGCCUAACCCCAGCCUAACCUAGGCCUAACCUAACCCGAGAUUAUCCUAAGCCAAACCCAAGCUCAGCUAAGCCUAAGUCGACACCUAAGCCUGAUCUAAGCCUAAGUCAACGUCUAAGCCUAUGACAUAACCUAGGCCUAACCUAACCCGAGAUUAUCCUAAGCCAAACCCAAGCUCAGCUAAGCCUAAGUCGACACCUAAGCCUAUAACUAACCUAACAAAGGCUAACCCAAGCCUAACCUAAACGUCUCUAACUAGUCCAAGCCUGACCUAAGCCUAUGUCAACGCCUAAGCCUAACCUAAGCCUAACCUAGGCCUAAACCUAAGUCAACGUCUAAGCCUAUGACUAACCUAAGCCUACGACCAACCAAAGCCUAACCUGAGCCUACCCCAAGCCUAGCCUAAGCCUAACCUAACUGGAGCCGAUCCUAAGCCUAACCCGUCUCUAACUAGGCCAAGCCUAAACCUAUGACUAACCUAAGUCUAACCUAAGCCUGAGUCAACACCUUAGCCUAUGACUAAUCUAAGCGUAAGCCUAACCUAAGCCUAUGACUAACCUAAGCCUAAGUCGACCCCUAAGUCUAUGUCGACACCUAAGCCUAUGACUAACCCGAGCGCCUCUGGCUAGGAUGUAGACCACAAGCCUUCCCUCUGCGUCUCUAACUAGCCCAACCCAAAAAAUUCCAGAUCUCCUUCCUGUGGGCGCAAGACGAUCCAGCAAUCAUCGAGCAAAUCCUUCGCGUCAAAUUCCCCGACUACGAUCUCGACAACAAAACCAUCACGGGCACCAUCGACACCUUCUGCUUCUCGGCAAUGUUCACCAUCCUCCACAUGGUUCUCCCCGUCACCCCCGUCUACAUAGCCAUCUUGAUCUUGCGCAAGAAGAUCAUCAACACGCUGACCUGUCAGGGAAAUGCGAUGGCCAAGGAGACCAAAGCGAUGCACACCCAAUUGCUGCGAGCGCUGACCUACCAGGCAUGCUUACCCUGCUUUUUCUGGUUCGGUAUAGCCAGUUACAUCUUGGGACAGUUCGACAUCUAUCAUCAUCCGGCCGUGGAGUCGUUCAUUUUUGUGUGCAUGGUUUUUAUUCCGGUGCUAUCGCCGAUCUCCAGCUUCAUCUUCGUCAAACCCUAUCACAAUGCUAUUUUGGACCUGUUCAGAGUGAAUAGGAAGAAACGGACUGCGCCACGUGGCACCAAUGAAACUACACGGGAUGUUUCGGUGUUCCAGACCACUGCGCAUUCGAGCAACACGUGGAAUACUUAA
Molecule: messenger RNA, 4229 nt
Organism: Caenorhabditis angaria
Lineage: Eukaryota; Metazoa; Nematoda; Chromadorea; Rhabditida; Rhabditidae
Source: the annotation of a GenBank genome assembly